CUUGGCACGAUGAAGAAGUUGGUAAUUUUCUUGGCCUUCGCUGUGGCCGCUGGAGGAGCUGCCAAGGAUGAUCCCGAUCACAUCAUCACCAAUGGAAGCCCCGCCUACGAGGGACAGGCGCCCUAUGUGGUGGGCAUGGCCUUCGGGCAGAGCAACCUGUGGUGCAGUGGCACCAUCAUUGGCGACUCCUGGGUUUUGACAUCCGCUCAAUGUUUAGCCGGCAGCUCGGGGGUGACCAUCUACUUCGGAGCCACCCGGCUGAGUCAGGCCCAAUUUGCGGUGACAGUGGGCACUGGAUCCUACAUCACCGGAAGUCAGCAUCUCGCUUUGGUUCGUAUACCCCAAAUUAGCUUCAGCAACCGGGUCAACAAGGUGGCUCUGCCACCGCUGAGGGAUAGAUCCCAGCGCUACGAAAACUGGUGGGCCAAUGUCUGCGGCUGGGGAGUUACCACUUUUAAUAACGGACUAACCGAUGCGCUGCAGUGCGUCGACCUGCAGAUAAUGCCCAACAACGAGUGCUCCGCCUUCUACGGAUCCACCACCGUCUCCGAUCAGAUCCUCUGCACCCGCACUCCCAACGGAAGGUCCACUUGCUACGGCGAUGCCGGAAGUCCGCUGGUCACCAAAUCGGGAUCCACCCUGGUGGGCAUUUCCGCCUUCGUGGCCUCCAACGGCUGCACCUUGGGACUGCCUGCCGGCUUUGCCAGGGUCACCAGCGCACUGGACUGGAUCCGUCAGCGGACCGGCAUUUCUUACUAAGCGGGUCAUGUAGUAGAAGUACCAAAAUAAACAUGUCCUAUGCCUGCACA
Drosophila takahashii is the source of this 809-nucleotide messenger RNA. Its product is annotated as serine protease 1. Gene Ontology annotation, biological process: proteolysis. The record is from RefSeq and is a predicted model, not a curated record. Lineage: Eukaryota; Metazoa; Arthropoda; Insecta; Diptera; Drosophilidae. Gene Ontology annotation, molecular function: serine-type endopeptidase activity.